Messenger RNA from Ochotona curzoniae (black-lipped pika), 1720 nucleotides. RefSeq names its product solute carrier family 25 member 42 (gene SLC25A42). NCBI's taxonomy places the organism in Eukaryota, Metazoa, Chordata, Mammalia, Lagomorpha, Ochotonidae. The transcript is spliced from 8 exons. The record is from RefSeq and is a predicted model, not a curated record. Bases 75 to 1031 code for a protein of 318 amino acids. Gene Ontology annotation, biological process: transmembrane transport.
GCGGGGCUGUGGUGGCCGGAGGCGGCGGCGCGCCGGGCAGGUCCGGGUUCCCCACCCUCCCGAGCAGGCCUGGGAUGGGUAAUGGUGUGAAGGAGAGCUCGGUGGGGCUGCGAGACAAUGCCCAGGCUGUCCUGCCCUCGCCCGUGUCCUCCAAGACUGACCACAGGGAAGUGCUCAACUCCCUGCUGUCCGGGGCCCUGGCGGGCGCGCUCGCCAAGACAGCGGUAGCCCCCUUGGACCGUACGAAGAUCAUCUUCCAAGUGUCUUCGAAAAGGUUUUCUGCCAAGGAGGCCCUGCGGCUCCUCUACUUCACCUACCUCAACGAGGGCUUCCUGAGCCUGUGGCGCGGUAACUCGGCCACCAUGGUGCGCGUGGUGCCCUACGCCGCCAUCCAGUUCAGCGCGCACGAGGAGUACAAGCGGGUCCUGGGCCGCUACUACGGCUUCCGGGGAGAGGCCCUGCCGCCUUGGCCUCGCCUGCUGGCCGGCGCCCUGGCUGGAACCACAGCCGCGUCCCUCACCUACCCCCUGGACCUGGUCAGAGCCCGGAUGGCCGUAACCCCCAAGGAAAUGUACAGCAACAUCUUCCACGUCUUCAUCCGCAUCUCGCGUGAGGAGGGCCUCAAGACGCUGUACCACGGCUUCACACCCACGGUGCUCGGCGUCAUCCCGUAUGCCGGGCUCAGCUUCUUCACCUACGAGACGCUCAAGACCCUGCACCGAGAGUACAGCGGCCGGCCGCAGCCCUACCCGGUCGAGCGUAUGAUCUUCGGGGCGUGCGCGGGCCUCAUCGGGCAGUCCGCGUCCUACCCGCUGGACGUGGUGCGGCGGCGCAUGCAGACGGCGGGCGUCACGGGCCACCCGCGCGCCUCCAUCGUGGGCACGCUGCGCAGCAUUGUGCGGGAGGAGGGCGCGGUGCGCGGCCUGUACAAGGGCCUGAGCAUGAACUGGCUCAAGGGCCCCAUCGCCGUGGGCAUCAGCUUCACCACCUUCGACCUCACGCAGAUCCUGCUGAGGCGCCUGCAGAGCUAGGGGGUCGGGGACCCUCGGUGGAACGCAGGGCCCGCCCGGCCCGGAUCGUGCAAUGUGGGUGGAUGGAGAGUGGGGCACGGCCUGCAAGGUCAGCCCUGCCCCCGGCUCCAGGACCCAGAACGCUUCUGCUGCUAAGUGCCCCUGGUCCAGCCGGCUCAGAGCCGCCUCUUCCUUCCCUCCUCCUGCCUGGCCUCCAGGUGGCCGGGCACCGCUCCCUGCAGCAGCCGGACUCUGCCCACCACGGCAGGAGCCUCGGGCUCAGCUUCAGCUCCGAAUGCAGCCCCCAGCAGCGGGCCCAGGGGACAGCACCCUGGCCCAUCCACACGCCCUGAGGUCCCCAGGCUUGGCAGGGUCCUGGGCUGAAGGCCUCCAUGCAGGAUGGUGGGGGGGCUCCCCAAGGCUGCGGAGACUAACCCUGCCCAUGAUGCACCCCCUGCCUGGGGUUCCUGGAGGUAGCUGGGUGGCGUUUCCCAACCUGGCUGACCCCGUGGUCUGCUCCUGGCCCUGGCCACCUUGCAGACCUGCCCAGGGACCCCCCCAUCCCCACCUAUCUCAGCUGCACUUCUUGCCUCACAGCCCAGGGGUGUGGGUGGAGACCCCUCCCAGGGCCCCCCACUACCUGCAGGGGCUCUGGUGAGCACCCCAAGCAAGUGUGGGGGUCUGCCAAGGCCCCUAGGGCCUGCUGACCG